Messenger RNA from Indicator indicator, 866 nucleotides. RefSeq names its product mitochondrial ribosomal protein L32 (gene MRPL32). Gene Ontology annotation, cellular component: mitochondrial large ribosomal subunit. Lineage: Eukaryota; Metazoa; Chordata; Aves; Piciformes; Indicatoridae. Gene Ontology annotation, biological process: translation. Bases 1 to 561 code for a protein of 186 amino acids. The transcript is spliced from 3 exons. Gene Ontology annotation, molecular function: structural constituent of ribosome. The record is from RefSeq and is a predicted model, not a curated record.
AUGGCGGCUUUGGUGCUGUUUUUUUCCCCGCUGCCGCGGCUUUGCGGUCUCCUGCAACGCUGCUGGGGGCGGCUGGAGCACGGCCUUUUGCUGGGUUUCUCCAGGAGCCAAAGCCCACCUUGGGGACCAGCAUUAGCUGUCCAAGCUCCAGCUUUGUUUCCAGAGCCAGUAGGCAGCACUGCAGAAAGUAAUGAGGUGCCCAGCCUCUUCGAUAGCAUCUUAUGGAUGGCAGCACCAAAGAAGAGGCGCACCAUUGAAGUGAACCGCUGCAGGAGAAGAAGUCCCAAUAAGCUUAUCAAAGUAAAGACGAACAUAGAUGUUUGUCCCGAGUGUGGAAACUUAAAACAGAAACACGUCCUGUGUGGCUACUGCUAUGCAAAGGUUAAAGCAGAAACCCGACUGAUACGGAUAGAAAUAGGUAAGAAGGAAGGAGGACCAUUUAAUGCUCCAACUGUAGAGACUGUCGUCCUUUAUGAUGGAGAGAAGCCCACGGAAAAAGAGGAAGGCAAGCGGGUCAUUGAAAGGGCCAGGAAGCGUCCGUCUUGGUUUGUUCAGAAUUGAUGCUCUAGAACAAUACCUCCCAGUGGCUGCAGCAAGAAAGAUCCUGACUUCCAAGAGUGUUUUCCUCACUUGGUUCACUGAAAAACAAGGGGGUUUUGGGAAGCCUGCUGGCAUUGCAUUGUCAUGUCCUAUGAUUGUGCAGGUGGGUGGGAAAUGCUUCUCAGUGCUACACCACAGCAGUCAAUGUUGGCCUUGGGUUUAGCACACUGAAUAGUUUGUGUGCUAAUGCUGGGUGCUGGUUUUGUAGCUGACAGGUUUUUAACUAAGGAGAAACAUUCACAGCUGUACAAUAAAGUAUGUUAAGU